Molecule: messenger RNA, 957 nt
Organism: Bicyclus anynana (squinting bush brown)
Lineage: Eukaryota; Metazoa; Arthropoda; Insecta; Lepidoptera; Nymphalidae
Gene: Rsph1
Product: radial spoke head 1 homolog
Exons: 5
Coding region: 1-930 (309 amino acids)
Biological process (GO): axoneme assembly; spermatid development
Cellular component (GO): motile cilium; nucleus
Source: RefSeq, a predicted model, not a curated record
AUGGCGGAAGAUAAAGGUGAAGGACCCGAAGAUGAGGACACGAUUGGUAUUUACGUAGGCUAUCGCAACGCUGAAGGCGACAGACAUGGCGAAGGUUGGGCCCUGCUGCCUAACGGAGACUUUUACCAGGGCUGCUACUGCCGGGGCAUGAGGAACGGAAAAGGAUUAUAUGUUUUUCUUAAAAAUGGAGCGAGAUAUGAAGGCGAGUGGCGUAAGGCGAUGAAGUACGGAGUAGGCACAAUGCUAUACCCUGAUGGAUCACGCUACGAAGGCGAUUGGAGGCAUGACCUGAAGCACGGCUUCGGUGCCUACUAUUACCCGAACAAUGACAUUUACGAAGGAGCCUGGUUUAAGGGCAAGCGACACGGCUUAGGAACGUAUUUCUUCGCUGAAUAUCAGAUUAAGUUUAUGGGCACUUGGGUGGAGGGUGCUAUAGAAGGACCCGGGCAAAUUAUAUAUCCAAGAGUGAGAUACCAUGGAUCAUGGGUCAAAGGAAAGCCAAAAGGACCAGGUUGCUUCGUGUUCGAUACUAAUUGCAUGCAGCAUGGCUUUUACUUGCUCAAGAAGGAUCCAGACUUCGAAGAAUACGGAGAAGCCGAGGAAGAAAAGGAAGACAAAAUUCCCAAGGAGAGGGAGGCGGAAGAAGAAGAAUUUGAGAUAGAUGAAACGUUAGGUAAAGUAGCAAUAUGGCGUGCACGCAAUGUGACGGCAUAUAUGGCGGAGUUCCUCCCGCCGGAGCCGGUGCCACUGCCAGUGCACGACUCCGUGCCCUCCCUCACUGACGAGAGUGUGGAAACUGACGUCCUCCGCUUUGAGCCCUCCACCCUCACCGCGGAGGAGGGCGACGAUGACAACGACUCCUGGCUGCUGCACCGACAGCAAUUCCUCGAGGAGACCGAGCGCUCCCUCCCGCGGGCGAACGAAGACUAACUAAUAAUACAAACUAUAGUUCCUUGU